Messenger RNA from Lagenorhynchus albirostris (white-beaked dolphin), 810 nucleotides. RefSeq names its product GVQW motif containing 3 (gene GVQW3). The transcript has a single exon. The record is from RefSeq and is a predicted model, not a curated record. Lineage: Eukaryota; Metazoa; Chordata; Mammalia; Artiodactyla; Delphinidae. The coding region runs from base 1 to 630 and encodes 209 amino acids.
AUGAGUGACCGAUAUCUAGAACAAAGGAUUAGUAUCAAAUUCUGCGUGAAAUUGAACAAGUCUGCAAGUGAAACUCACCAUCUUUUAAAAGAAGCUUAUGGGGAUGAAGUCAUGUCAAGGGCCAGAGUUUUCGACUGGCAUAAAAGGUUUAAAGAAGGGCGAGAAGACAUUCGAGAUGAUGCCCGAAGUGGUCGUCCAGUCACCCACCGGACGGAUGAAAAUAUCCAGAAGGUCAAGGACUUGGUUUGUUCGAAUAGGCAGUUAACUGUGAGGAUGAUGGCUGAAGAGUUAAAUUUAGAUAAAGAAACCGUUAGGCUCAUUCUGAAAGAAAACUUGAAUAUGAGGAAGGUAUCUGCAAAAGUUAUAUCGGGUAUUUUGAAGGAUGAGCCUAAACCUCGAAAACUUGACUUUCGGUCUGAUCAUUCAAAGGAAACUAGGAAAAAUAGCUCAUGUGUGAGGGAAAAAGUAACAAAUUCUGAACCAUGGAGUCAUCUCCAGUGCGAAGCUGGUGGGGAAAUGCCUCUGCUUGUAUCCCAUCCCAAAAUCCCUCCUGCCAGCCAGCUGCUGCAGACUUCAUCUUCAACAAGCCUUCCCAGCAGGGCGGCUCAGGAUUGGUUCACACCGUGGUGAAAGGAAUCUGGGGUAGCUGAACCCAAACUAGAAAGCUGCCUCAAGGUUAGGCACCUUCAUUUGCCGCUCAUCUAUUUUCAGCUUCUUUAUGACUCCUCUCUACAUGUCAUGGCCCUGCAACUUACUCUUUGCUGGACUCUUGGGUCAUCUUCCUUGCUGUUCUCCACAACUUUGAAGAAC